UUGCAUUCACGUCCGCUUUCGACCUGCCCUCUUUUCCAAGUUUUAGACGACCUGCAUGACACAUGAGACGCAUUAGCCGCUCAGCAAUUCAACGUAAAUCAGUCGCUCUCUUAUUGCACGCGUAUAUACGCGCAUUAAACGCAUACUCGGAGCCGUACGUGUGACAUACGCACAAGUGUAAUUAUAAUACAUUGAAAAUCGAGCGGAUCUGCCGGACGAACGAACGAGUAAACGUACAACGACAUAGUCGUCGUCGUAGUCGUCGUAGUCGUCGUCAUCGUCAUCGUCGUCAGUUGUUCGUUGAAGCGCGCGUUUGUACGCUCUCACCUGUAGUCCGUCGUUUCAUUAAUUCGGCUCGUGUGCCACGGAUAUAGACGAGCGCGACGUUGGCUCUCAGUAUUUAAACGCGCGGUGAAACGCGCACAACCAAGCGAGGUAUCCUCAUCAUCUUGCAAGAUGCAACCACGAGGUAUUUCCGGGGACUCACUGGUGUCCCUCAUACUUAAUAUUUUUCUGAUAUUACUGCUGGCGAUUGGUCAACCUGGUGCAAUGGCGAGUAGCGAAGGAGACGUGGAACUGACCGACGAAAGGUUCAAUGGCGUGCCGUAUCCAGACAGAUAUUAUCUUCCGUUCUUUAAACACCCGAAUAUUCGUAAAACGUUUUUGCAGAAAAACAUGAGGCCUUGGACCCAUAUUUCGCAGGAACCAGAGUCACUGCAAGUUUCCGUGGGGAGUCGCGUGGAAUUGCGAUGCGUGGCAGCUGGAAAUCCGCCGCCCCGGAUCUACUGGUUCAGCGGGCCAGAGGCUGAGAGACAGAUCCGCGAUAUGAUAACACGGGUUCGGGAAGAGGGUAAUGUCGUACCUGCAGAAUGGGAAGGGCUCGGUGAGUUGAAUUCCACAUAUGUGAUCGAUUGUGUGAAGCCCGAAGAUGCAGGUUACAGAUACUGUGUGUCCGUGUCUAACGAUAAAGUAGCGUACUCGCAGCCGUCGUUACUCUUGGUUGAUGGAUCCAGGAACGCCAUAACCAGGACCGAGGAAUGCCAUAACCAGCCCAGCAUCACCCUGAACACUGCGUGGAAACUCGCUAUUCAGGGGAGUACGGUGGUUCUACCAUGCAGGGUUGAAGGCCAGCCCACGUCAUACGUAUCUUGGCUGGACAACAUGAGUAACAGAAUCGGUACGUCAGCGUUUGCGAGGCACGCUGUGAUGCCGAACGGCGAUCUGCGGAUCAAGAAUCUUCAGUGGGAAGACAUGGGCGCGUACACCUGCAGGUUGCAAUCGAACAAUAUGGACAAGAGCGUGGUGUCGUUCGUGUACCCCUUAAAAAAGCAGGCAUGAGUAAGAAUAAACCUCCUCAUGUGGAAGGGUUCCAAGGAUCUCUGCGCUUCUCAUAUGCCUGUCGCUGUAAAUGUGCGGGGGUGUGAAUAAUAUUCAUCCCACUCAUUCAUUUAUAUAUAUUGCUAUGUAACUAAAUAGAACGUAGUUUAUAUAAUUGUAUAGGAGAUACGUAUUAAGUACUUAUUUCUUUGUUAACACUUACGACACCAGUGCUGCUUCAUCCUCGUAAACUCGAUAUCACAAGCGGCGAGUUUACAUCCCACGUCGGAUCGGCGCACGACGAGUAUUUUAUUUUUUCUUUCGAAUCUGCAUUUAAGUUUGCAGGCGGAUUUAAGGAAGUUUUAAUAAACGCAACUUAUAUCUGCGCUUAUGUAAAAUUCUUCGUUUCCCUCUGUCAUCGUUGCCUGUCACAGAAACCGUAAAUAUAGAUUUUUGCUAUGGACAUAAAUAUAUCUUUCUCUCUUAAUUUA
This is a messenger RNA of Odontomachus brunneus, 1808 nucleotides long. It is a transcript of the gene ImpL2, whose product is annotated as neural/ectodermal development factor IMP-L2. The record is from RefSeq and is a predicted model, not a curated record. The transcript is spliced from 7 exons. The coding region runs from base 457 to 1338 and encodes 293 amino acids. Gene Ontology annotation, biological process: homophilic cell-cell adhesion; dendrite self-avoidance; axon guidance. Lineage: Eukaryota; Metazoa; Arthropoda; Insecta; Hymenoptera; Formicidae. Gene Ontology annotation, cellular component: plasma membrane; axon. Gene Ontology annotation, molecular function: cell-cell adhesion mediator activity.